This is a messenger RNA of Rasamsonia emersonii CBS 393.64, 619 nucleotides long. Its product is annotated as Amino acid permease. The record is from RefSeq and is a predicted model, not a curated record. Lineage: Eukaryota; Fungi; Ascomycota; Eurotiomycetes; Eurotiales; Trichocomaceae. Gene Ontology annotation, cellular component: membrane. Gene Ontology annotation, biological process: transmembrane transport. Gene Ontology annotation, molecular function: transmembrane transporter activity. The transcript has a single exon. The annotation marks the transcript as partial.
AUGUCCGAGGAAGUAAACGACGCGCCCAAAGCUGUUCCCAGGUCAAUGGUCUAUGGCGUUGUCAUUAAUGGACUUGUCGCCUUAGGAUUCGCAAUUGGUCUUUCAUAUAGUAUGGGGAGCUUGGAUGCCGCUCUGGACACUCCAACCGGAUACCCAAUUAUUGAGAUCUUCUACGCGGUCACCAAAUCUAAUGCGGCCACCACUGGUCUCAUGAUGCUGCUCAUUCUGCCUGGCUUUGUGGCGCUGUUUAACGGCGUAGCAUCUGGGACCCGUCUGACGUGGGCCUUUGCUCGUGAUGAGGGAUUACCAUUCUCGAACUUUUUCUCUUAUACCUCGCCACACUAUAAGAUUACCCUGCGGGCACUCUUCUUGGUGUCUACAAUUACCGUGCUCCUCGCCCUGAUUAAUAUUGGCUCCACUACGGCCUUCAAUGCGCUAUUGUCUCUCACGACACUGGGCGAGUAUAUCUCCUACCUGAUCCCCAUCAUAUUUCUUCUGAUCAAGCGCAUCCGCGCUCCACACGAGAUUCCCUGGAGCUCGUUCCAGCUGGGCACAUGGGGAAUCCCAAUCAACAUAUUCUCCAUUGUUUAUGGCACCUACAUCACCAUCUUUUUGCCUU